AUGUCGUUCAAAAUCGAGCGGGACACAUUCCAGCAGGGCGUGGCCUCCGCCGCCGGCGCCAAAGGCUCCAUUGCGCCUCCCGGCGGCCCUCUGCCCGGUACUAGCGGAAAGCACCCCGUCGCCGAGAAGAUCGGCACUGCCUUGACCGGCGGCAAGCAGAAUGCCGGCACCAAGGGCUACCUCAUGGCCUACAUCAAGCAGCUCGAGUCGAACCCGAUGCGCACCAAGAUGCUGACGGCCGGCACCCUCGCCGGCCUGCAGGAGGUCCUCGCCUCAUGGCUGGCCAAGGACCGCAACAAGCACGGCCACUACUUCACCUCCCGCGUCCCCAAGAUGGCCGCCUACGGUGCUCUGGUCUCGGCCCCUCUCGGCCAUGUCCUCAUCUGGGCCCUGCAGAAGGCCUUCAAGGGCCGCACCAGCCUCCGGGCCAAGAUCCUGCAGAUCCUCGUCAGCAACCUGAUCAUCGCGCCCAUCCAGAACAGCGUCUACCUGACCGCCAUGGCCCUCAUCGCCGGCGCCCGCACCUUCCACCAGGUCCGCGCCACCGUCCGCGUCGGCUUCUGGAAGGUCAUGAAGGUCUCGUGGAUCACCAGCCCCAUCUGCCUCGCCUUCGCCCAGAAGUUCCUGCCCGAGGCCACCUGGGUCCCCUUCUUCAACCUCGUGGGCUUCAUCAUCGGCACCUACAUCAACACCGUCACCAAGAAGAAGCGCCUCGCCGCCCUGCGCAAGAAGCACUUUGGCGACGGCCGCAACAACGGGCCCGGCCCGGAGAUGGGCGGUCCCGGCGGCUACCCUUCCAUGGGUCAGAACCCUCCUUAUUAA
This is a messenger RNA of Thyridium curvatum, 822 nucleotides long. RefSeq lists its product as uncharacterized. NCBI's taxonomy places the organism in Eukaryota, Fungi, Ascomycota, Sordariomycetes, Thyridiales, Thyridiaceae. The transcript is spliced from 3 exons. The record is from RefSeq and is a predicted model, not a curated record. Gene Ontology annotation, cellular component: membrane; cytoplasm. Bases 1 to 822 code for a protein of 273 amino acids.